Molecule: messenger RNA, 5243 nt
Organism: Anas platyrhynchos (mallard)
Lineage: Eukaryota; Metazoa; Chordata; Aves; Anseriformes; Anatidae
Source: RefSeq, a predicted model, not a curated record
AUAGAUUUCAGAAGGCAAAUAUCCAUUGUAGCAGAGCUGAUAACUUAAUUGAUGUUCUGAAGAAGGUAUUUGCUAAACACUGUGCAAGUCUAUUGAUAAUCCAGUUUUGGCUUCUAAGGAAGGUGCAUACACAUACAGAAAGGAGUAACAAGAGAAUCAGUCUGCCCUGCCUGAAGUUUUGCACAAUGGUUUACUUAGGUGGUCAGAAUCAUCCCUUGGUAUAAGUUUUGAUCUUGGAAGCAAAACCGUGGCCUGCCAUUUGAAAGUACUUUUAAAAGGCAUAGCUUGAGUUAGGCAUGGCUGAGGAUACUAAUGUGUCGGAGAAAAGUACAAAUGAAGAAAAUGGGGAAGUAUCGGAGGCAGACCAACCUCAGAACAAGCACAACCGACACAAAAAAAAGAAACACAAACAUCGAAGUAAACACAAGAAACAUAAACAUUCUUCAGAAGAAGAUAAGGACAAAAAACACAAACACAGACACAAACAUAAGAAACAUAAACGGAAAGAGGUAGCCGAUGCCUCUGACAAAGAAGAUGGACCAGCUAAAAGAACUAAAAUUGAUUUUCUAGCUCCUCUGGAAGACUUGGAGAAACAAAGAGCAUUAUUGAAAGCUGAACUUGAAAAUGAAUUAAUGGAAGGAAAAGUCCAGUCUGGUAUGGGAUUAAUAUUACAAGGUUAUGAGUCAGGAUCUGAAGAAGAGGGGGAAAUUAAUGAAAAAGCGCGGAAUGGGACGAGGCCUGCAACAAAGUCAAGCACCAAGGGGAAACUAGAACCUGUGGAAAAUAAAGCUAGUUCCAAGAAAGGAAAUAAGAGUGAAUCAAAAGAAAGGACUAGGCACAGGUCUGACAAAAAGAAAAGCAAGGUAGGAGUUGACGGAAUCAAAGAGAAGACAACUAGAAGCAAGUCAAAAGAAAGGAGAAAAUCCAAAAGCCCUUACAAAAGAAGUAAGUCUCAAGAUCAGACAAGGAAAUCAAGAUCUCCGAUGCUUAAAAGGCGAUCUCAGGAGAAAAAUAGGAAGUCUAAAUCUCCCCCAGAAGACAGAAAUAAGGCUGAUGAUAAAAGUAAAUCAAGAGAUCGCAGAAAGUCUCCGGUUGUAAAUGAAAGCAAAAGUCGAGAUCGUGGCAGAAAAUCCAAAUCUCCAAUAGAACUCAGAAGCAAAUCCAAAGAUAGACGAUCACGGUCCAAAGAUAGAAAAUCUAGGCGAUCAGAGACUGACAAAGAAAAAAAGCCAAUUAAAUCUCCUUCUAAAGAUGCUUCUUCAGGGAAAGAAAACAGGUCCCCUAGAAGACCUGGCCGAAGCCCAAAAGGAAGAAGCUUAUCUCCCAAACCACGUGAAAAGUCGAGAAGAAGCAGAUCCCCUCUCUUUAAUGAUCGUAGAUCUAAACAGAGUAAAUCCCCCUCUCGAACCCGGUCUCCAGGUAGAAGACUGAGGAGUAGAUCAGUAGAAAGGAAAAGACGAGAAUCAGAAAGGAGGCGUCUGUCUUCUCCCAGAACGCGGACCAGAGAUGAUAUUUUGUCCAGACGUGAAAGAUCAAAAGAUAUCAGCCCACCCAGCAGAUGGUCUCCAUCCAGAAGAAGGUCUCGGUCACCCAUUAGAAGGAGGUCUCGGUCACCUCUUCGGCGUAGCCGAUCACCAAGAAGGCGGAGUAGGUCUCCUCGGAGGAGGGAUAGAGGCCGAAGAAGUAGAUCUCGCCUUCGAAGGAGGUCCAGGUCACGUGGUGGCCAUAGACGAAGGAGUAGAAGCAAAGUUAAAGAAGACAAAUUUAAAGGUAGUCUUUCUGAGGGUAUGAAAGUUGAACAGGAAUCUUCAUCGGAUGAAAAUCUUGAAGAUUUUGAUUUGGAAGAAGAAGAUGAAGAAGCAGAGAUAAGACAAAGAAGGUUACAGCGGGAAGCAAUUGUUCAGAAAUACAAGGGCCAGGGCCAGCCAGAAGACAGUAAUAUAUCUGUGCCAUCUGAACCAAGCAGUCCUCAAAGUAGUACGCGUAGUCGCUCAAAUUCGCCAGAUGACAUCCUAGAAAGGGUAGCUGCUGAUGUUAAAGAGUACGAACGGGAAAACGUGGACACGUUUGAGGCAUCAGUGAAAGCCAAGCACAACCUCAUGACGGUUGAACAGAACAAUGGUUCAGCUCAGAAGAAACUGCUAGCUCCUGAUAUGUUCACAGAAUCAGAUGAUAUGUUUGCUGCAUACUUUGAUAGUGCUCGUUUAAGGGCAGCUGGGUUUGGAAAAGACUUCAAAGAAAACCCAAAUCUCAGGGAUAACUGGACUGAUGCCGAAGGCUAUUACCGUGUUAAUAUAGGUGAAGUUCUAGAUAAACGUUACAAUGUCUAUGGUUACACUGGUCAGGGAGUCUUCAGUAACGUAGUACGAGCCAGGGACAUGGCAAGAGCAAACCAAGAAGUAGCGGUUAAAAUCAUCAGGAACAAUGAACUUAUGCAAAAAACUGGCCUAAAAGAACUGGAAUUUUUGAAGAAGCUCAAUGAUGCAGAUCCUGAUGACAAGUUUCAUUGUCUAAGGUUGUUCAGGCACUUCUACCACAAACAACAUCUCUGUCUGGUAUUUGAGCCACUGAGUAUGAAUUUACGAGAGGUGUUGAAAAAGUAUGGGAAAGAUGUUGGUCUCCAUAUUAAAGCUGUGCGUUCCUACAGCCAACAGUUGUUCCUGGCUUUAAAACUUCUUAAAAGAUGCAAUAUCCUACAUGCAGAUAUUAAACCAGAUAAUAUUUUGGUGAAUGAGUCUAAAACGAUAUUAAAGCUUUGUGAUUUUGGAUCAGCUUCACAUGUCGCAGAUAACGAUAUCACGCCAUAUCUAGUUAGUAGAUUUUACCGAGCUCCCGAAAUCAUUAUAGGAAAAAUCUAUGACUAUGGUAUAGAUAUGUGGUCUGUAGGCUGCACAUUGUAUGAACUUUAUACAGGAAAAAUCCUCUUUCCUGGCAAAACCAAUAACCACAUGUUGAAACUAGCCAUGGAUCUCAAAGGAAAGAUGCCAAACAAGAUGAUUCGAAAAGGUGUGUUCAAAGAUCAGCACUUUGAUCAAAAUCUCAACUUUAUGUAUAUAGAAGUAGAUAAAGUGACGGAAAGGGAGAAAGUUACUGUAAUGAGCACCAUUAAUCCAACCAAGGACCUGUUAGCAGACUUGAUUGGGUGCCAGCGACUCCCUGAAGACCAGCGUAAAAAAGUACACCAGCUCAAGGACUUGUUGGACCAGAUCCUAAUGUUAGAUCCAGCUAAACGGAUUAGCAUCAACCAGGCUCUGCAGCACGCCUUCAUCCAGGAAAAAAUUUAAGCCAGAUGAAGAAGUUCAAAGGGUUUGAGUAAUUAAGAUACAAAGACUGAAGAAAUUUCACAACAGUUAUUAAUGUAUAUAAACAUAAAUAUUUCCCCUGCAAAGUUGAGGAAGAAAAGAUGCAUUUGAAUUAACAUCAAGGCUGAUAUUUCUUUUAGAAAUGUUAGAGUAAUUCUGUUUUUGUGUCUUAUGUGAGAAUUUUCACUGUAGAACUGUUUUAAUUGCCAAGACUGCACAGAAGUACAAUGCUAAUGUAUAUGGUUGCAGUUCGUAUAUAUUAUAAAAAAGAAAAAAGCAUCUGUUUAAAAAAAAAAAAAAGCAGUAAUACUGGGUGGUUGAUUUGUUUUUAGCAGACUUGGCUUCAUUUUUGUCUUUAAAAAAUGGCCAGCAUAAAUGCUGUUUAUAUUCACGUUUUCCUAGGUGUGUGUGUGCAGGCCACAGCAGCAUGCCCUUGGUGUAGUCAGUGCCGAAGGGGGUCUGUUCCUUCUUGAGCCUGCCCGCAGGGAUGGUCUCCUCUUUUAAAGCAGGUUGUGUACAACUUUCAGUACACUGAAGGUAAGCUAACCCAUCAACAUCACCGGUGUUUAAGCUGUUAUUUUACUGGAACAACUGACAAAUGAGAGACAAUAGCAUUGUGGCAGAAUUCCCUGCAUGUUUGAGAAAUGAUCUUGUUUUAUUUUCUGGCAUUGCAACCGUGGCAUAGUUACAACUUCCGUUCUGUUCAUCACAUUUAAAAUUUUGAGAGUGCGCACUUGAUGGAUAGAGCGCCUUCAGUGUACUGUUUCUUAUUACUUUAAUUUUUUUAAUCAACUUGCUAUAGACUUUGUAUACAUUUUGUUAAAUACAGUUCACUAUGACAUAGAGCCAAUACUUACAGAAGAGUUUUCAUUUAGUAAUUACAUACGUUGGGAUCUCAUUCAAAAGACCUUAUAUCUAAAGGAUAGAUAGACAACAUAAUGAAACUUUUUAACUAUUUGUAUGUCAUUUUGAAAGUGUACUGCUUUAUGCUAAAAGUGUUUCAUUUGUUCAUUGUUUUCAUUAUUUGUGAUCAUGUUGUCUUUCAAUACAGGCAUAAACCUUCCACUCUUGAACAAAGCAGCUGCUUUUUAAAAGCGGUAAUUGCUUCUUUACCUUUUAUUUCUUUUGUAAAUGAAGCUUUUCUUUAAGAAAUGUGACUUUAAAGUGUUGUCUCUUGCAUAAAACAGUUGACACUUACUUAUUGUAAAGUGAAGAUUGUUCUGCUGCAUGUAAAGUGGACCAUGCAGAUUUCUGUAUGUUUUCAGUAUGCAUCAUUAGAUAAUAAAGUCUUUUGUGAACAAGGCAUUUGUAGCCAUUUUUAAAAGAAUCUGUCUUCAGUGAUGGUAAAUCAGGUAAUUUGUAAGAACCACCCCUGCAUUUUCUAUUAAUCAUUUAAUUAAAGGGACUAUUAAAAACUAUGAUCUUUGGAAGAGCUAUAGGCUAUAUUAAUUAGAUAUAUAAUUAUCACUGCUUAAAAAACAAAAGAAAGCAAAAAACUCUACAGAUACUGUCUGUCUGCUUUCAUUGUAAUGAAAUUAUUCCUGUAGGACGUGGGAUUAAAUUCAGGCUUUAACUAAUGUUUGUGCUGUUUUUCUCACUUUUCCUUUUGAUGGUGCUGAAAGAGAAAAAGGAAAGCGAGUCACAGGCCACUCAACGCCUACUCCAUGGGGUCUGAUUUGCUGAGACACCAACUUCACCUUCCUAACAAGGUGCAGCUCAAAGGAAGAUGAUGACUACCAGAAGACAUGAACAAAGGGUAAGUGGCAUUAAACCUCUGAAGAACCUUUAUAUGUAUAAUGACCCGUAUAAAGAAGGCAGACCAGUUUGUGAGACUACUGGGGAUAGAGCAAUCUUCUACAGUGUGUGUCAGAUUGUAACGCUGCGUGGAGAAUGCUGGGAAGUGGCAAUUACUUGAAGUUAAUAAAAUAUGCUUAAAACUUA